CGGUCACUACUGAGCCAGUACCUUGCUAUCUCUUCCGGAUAUCGCAAUACAUUUUAAUCCGAUCUCUUCAAUACUUUUUUCGCAUUUCAUUGGUACCGCAUUUAUUUUCAAACAUUAUUGAAGAUAUUUAUAAAAUGGCAGCUGGGGGAGGAUUCAGGUUAAAAGCUUAUUCUGCUUCGCGUUGAUGAUGCUGGGUGUUCAUGUUGUGCUGGGCUGAAGGGAACAUGAACAGAUGCUAAUGAAUUAGAGACCACAUUACACAUUUGUGAAAUACCUGAACAAGAUAAAUCUGAACAUAGUCAGUAGCCUAUAUGCGACAAUGCACAGGCGUUUGUGGUGACAGUCCAAUUCAAGCCAACAAAAGCCAUUUCCUUCUCUGACUAUGCAAGAGCUAUAUCUGUAAACAAUUGACCUAGCUGUAGCCUACAAAUAGGAGUCUAGGAUGCUGCAGGGUCCACAUGUCCUGGGUCAUGACAAGCCUCUGAUCAGACUAUCAUUCACCUCCUGUGUUGUGGGCACCGUCAGUCUGCCACUGCUUGGCUUAAUUACCUGCAUCUUCAUCUCCUCCGUGUUCCAUUUCCAGGACUCCACCGACACACAUUGCAAGGUUACCAAUUAUCUGCCCUCCAUUAGUGCCUCCAUAAGCCUGAGCCCAGAGUGCCAUAUCUGGCGCUUCUGCAUUGGCCUGCACUCUGCUCCCAGGUUCCUGGUGGCCGUGGCCUAUUUUAACUUCUAUAAGGGCCGCUUCUCCACAAGGUUCCUGGAGUGGCUGCUCAGCUGCCUCAACUUCUUGUGUGCCAUCACUGAGAACUUUGGCCUCUUGCUGCUCACCUACGUGUCAUCCAAUGAGACAUACCUUGUCCAUAAAGAAGGUUUUGUCCUGUUCAUUGCCAGUUCUGUUAUCCACAUGGUGUUAACCUGUCGGCUGUGGCUGGUUAUAAAGAAGUACUCACUGAUUCCUGAGGACGUGAAAUCUUUCCACUGGAAAAUCCGCUGCUUGAUCCUCAACAUCGCUUUCUGCUGCUUGGCUGCUUACUUUUACUGGAAACACAACAUGUACUGUGAACAAGGGAGCUACACCUUUUUCGCCCUGUUUGAGUAUUGUGUGGUGUUCUCCAACAUGGCCUUCCACCUAACAGCCUUCUGGGACUUUAAGAGCAGAGAGAUGGUGGUCAUCUCACCAGAGGAGGGUAAAGACUUCUGACUGGGAAACAGAGGGUCAGGUGACAGGUGUUCAACCACUCAGAACACACCUAGCGGAGAUGAUGCUGUUGCAGAGGAGGAGGUGCAGGAAGAGAGCGCCUUCUUCCAUAUAUUUACAUGAUGGCAGAUGUCAUGACUGUAAAUAAUCACUUUAUUUAUCUGGACUGUUCAACCUGAAAGUCAAUCCUACUGUACCAACAUUUUGAUAAUGUUGAUAUUAAUAUACUGUAUGAUAAA
Salmo salar (Atlantic salmon) is the source of this 1440-nucleotide messenger RNA. RefSeq names its product acyltransferase PGAP2. Gene Ontology annotation, biological process: GPI anchor biosynthetic process. NCBI's taxonomy places the organism in Eukaryota, Metazoa, Chordata, Actinopteri, Salmoniformes, Salmonidae. Gene Ontology annotation, cellular component: Golgi membrane; endoplasmic reticulum membrane. The record is from RefSeq and is a predicted model, not a curated record.